Arachis stenosperma is the source of this 867-nucleotide messenger RNA. RefSeq names its product glutathione S-transferase T2-like. The transcript has 4 exons. Bases 1 to 867 code for a protein of 288 amino acids. The record is from RefSeq and is a predicted model, not a curated record. Lineage: Eukaryota; Viridiplantae; Streptophyta; Magnoliopsida; Fabales; Fabaceae.
AUGUUACCGUUAUUUGUAUCAAGACAUAACUCAUCUGGUGUUGGUGGCUCUUCUAACCCAUCUUCUCAGACUCCUAUACAAUCUAGUCCAAAUUCGCAAUAUUCAGAUUUUGCCAACCCUCGUGGAUUAGAUGCUAUCGACUUUAAUGAUGAUGAUAUUGAAGAUCAGAGGCAAGAUAGUAGAAUUUUGCACCGACAUGACAAGGGGGUAGUUGCAUGUAAGAAACGAUGGUAUAAGAUCAAUAAGGUUGUUGCACAAUUUGCUGGUUACUACGAUCAAGCUAGUCGAAACAUAAGGAGUGGUUCGAACGCUGAUGAUAUAAAGGAGUUAGCUUAUAAACUUUAUUCCACAAAUUAUGGUCAAAAGUUCACUUUUGAGAGGCAUUGGAACAUGCUUCGGUUGGAGCAAAAAUGGAGAAGCCAACUACCUACACAGAGUGACGGCUCAAAGAGAACCAAGGUUAGUGCAACUGGAGCAUACUCAUCCUCAUCAAAUGCAGAAAUACCGUUAGCUGACGAACCCGGUGUGGACUCUCCCGUUCGCCUACAAGGAUCAAAGAAGAGCAAGCGAAGAGAUAUUAAGAAUGUUAGAGAAAAGGAACUAAUGGAAAGGGAAAAAGAAAGAGAAGAGGAUAAGGAACAUAGAGCAAAGAUGAUGGCAAUCAAAGAGAAGGAGUUACAAAUUCAAGCGGCAAUGAAAGAACAAGAAUUACAAACUCAGAGGUAUAUUAAAGAAAUGGAGAUAAAAGCAAAAGAAAGAGAAAUGGAUAUGCAAAUACUUAAUGCUGACACGUCUACAAUGAGUGAGAAACGACGAGCUCUUCAUGAUAUUGCAUGUGAGAAAAUAAUGGCCAAGUGGUUUACUUAA